AUGUUUGCCACAAACGCCUGCUUAUCCUGCCUAGCGCUGCUUUUAUGCUGCCUCCAGCCAGCAAUUGCCAUAAUAAAUCGGCCGCCCGCCGAAAGCAGCACGCUGAGCGUCAGCAAAGAGCUUGGUAGCAGUUACCUUAAUCAGCAACGACCACUCUGGAUACUGGAGGACCAAGUGCCGCAGAGCGACUACUCAGAAUUGGUCUACACCACGCCGAGUCCUUACAACUACCGCAUGCCACAGACGCAGUUGCAUGCACAGCGGCUGAGCGCAACACAGCUGCAACAAGGCAGUCAACCGCACAGGCUCGUACAGUUGCAGCAGCAGCAACCACCACGGGCUAUACGCACAGCACAACCAACACGCCAGACGCGACAGCAAACGCGCAUCGGCAAACACACAAUGCGCCUGCAACUCCCACGCCGCUAUAGGCCGCUGCAACGUGUGCAUUUCCAACAACGUCCGCCUCCGUUUUUGGCGCGUAAGAGACCGCGUUUUAUGGCUGGUAAUGCUGUGGUGCCGGCACGGCGUCGCGAGAAUUACAUACCGCGUCUCAGCAUGCCCACAUUCGAUAGCAUGCCUGGCGACGACUGUGGACGCGCCGCGCCAGUCUUCAUCUAUACUGGACCCAAAGGCGAGCUGAUAUUGAAUACCAUGCUGACAGCGCCGCAGUAUCCGAUGCAGGAGCCGGUGCCGGGGCAAGUGCUGUACCCGCCGAGUGUGCCCGUCUUUCGACCCAAACCGAUUGUGGAGCGUUUCCGCAUGCCGGGUAGCAGACAGACUUUAAACCUCACGCUUAUACCUUUCUACGAACACGAAGCCAUUGAUAUACGUCAGGCGGCACGUAUGUUGGAUCACGAGCAAGCGCUGAAUCGAGAGCCAACCACUACGCCACAACCCACUGUGGUUUAUGCUGCGCCAGCUGCCAUGCCUCCCAUUGCGGAUUCGGCGACCGCGGAGUCUGUACCGACAGUGAAAAAGUUAAACUUUAAAAAAGGCAAACACUAUUCGGCGUAUCACUCGCCUAACGAGGUGCAAUGGACGCCGUUGACCACGGAUCAGCUGAGACUCGUGACUUCGACUACAACUCCCUUUCCGUUGACGGCGCCGAGUCCGCCACAAAAUCAUCGCCUCGUCAAUGAUGAGGAAGUGACGCCCACAACACGGCCUUCCUUCAGCAAUUACAAAAUCACCUACGAAUCGGAGACGGACAGUAUGGAGGAUGACGUUGAAAAGGACGAGUUGUUAGUGGAUGGGGAUGGGCUGCGGAUUAUGUAUGUUGACGACAGUCUCGAAAGACCAACUACACCCACGAAAGUGCCUAUGUUGAGUUCACGCUACUCACUCUCCAAAGAGUAUUACGCCUUUCCGGUAUUCACACUGGGCAAGCUAUUGAAUUCCGAAACGGCAGGCGCUGAGAAACAGUUACCCGCUUAUAUGGUCCAAAAUACAAUUGAUAGUACGGCCCAGAAUGAGCAACAAGUAGAGGACAAGGGUGAAACGCUUUCAAAUGUGACUAGCGAUAAUGUCGGCGGAGAAGAAAGUAAUGUGGAGGACGGUGAGGCGGAUGAUGUGGAAACUUGGUUCAUACUGAACUCGAGAUAUAAAGGACAGCAUAGGCAAAACUCCAAUGAAUAUCGUCUGUCUUCAAAAUACAUACAUACGACGGAUAUGAGAGAACCCGACGAGUGA
Molecule: messenger RNA, 1692 nt
Organism: Bactrocera tryoni
Lineage: Eukaryota; Metazoa; Arthropoda; Insecta; Diptera; Tephritidae
Exons: 2
Coding region: 1-1692 (563 amino acids)
Source: RefSeq, a predicted model, not a curated record